Messenger RNA from Trichophyton rubrum CBS 118892, 1242 nucleotides. Its product is annotated as lipoyl synthase, mitochondrial. The coding region runs from base 1 to 1242 and encodes 413 amino acids. The transcript has a single exon. The record is from RefSeq and is a predicted model, not a curated record. Gene Ontology annotation, biological process: lipoate biosynthetic process. NCBI's taxonomy places the organism in Eukaryota, Fungi, Ascomycota, Eurotiomycetes, Onygenales, Arthrodermataceae. Gene Ontology annotation, cellular component: mitochondrion. Gene Ontology annotation, molecular function: lipoate synthase activity; 4 iron, 4 sulfur cluster binding.
AUGGCAUCGACUACAGUUUGUACGGCGGCGCGAGUACGCGUAGCUAGUUCUCAAGUCCUCCGAUCUAUCACAAGCACCCGCACAUACGCAACGACUAACCCGGAGUCAUCCAUCGGAGAGUCAAAGCCGACAACCAGGAGAACCCCAACAACAUUCAAAGAUAAGCUGAACAAAGGUCCAUCAUUUUCCGACUUUGUAGGCGGUGCAGCCGAACCUCCUCUCUCUCCUGAAGAAGCAUACGCUCUCAAAACUGCCCUUGUUGGUCCUCCCGGCAAAAAGAAAGAAAUUACCCGUCUCCCGUCAUGGUUGAAAACAUCCAUUCCAGAUUCAUCGUCAUACAAGAAGAUUAAGAAUGAUCUUCGAGGAUUGAACCUGCAUACAGUCUGCGAGGAGGCUAGGUGCCCGAAUAUUUCCGAAUGCUGGGGAGGAGGCUCCAAGGCGGCGGCAACAGCUACUAUUAUGUUGAUGGGUGACACAUGUACACGCGGAUGCCGAUUCUGCAGCGUGAAGACUUCUCGCACUCCUCCACCACUUGAUCCUCAUGAACCAGAGAACACGGCUGAGGCACUAUCUAGAUGGGGGCUCGGCUACGUCGUUCUCACAGCCGUGGACAGAGAUGAUCUAGCAGACUCCGGAGCAAGACAUUUCGCAGAGACAGUACGACGAAUUAAAGGCAAGGCACCUAGUAUCCUUGUUGAAUGCCUUACUGGUGAUUUUGACGGAAAUUUGGACAUGGUGUCGUUGAUGGCCAAGUCUGGCUUGGAUGUGUUUGCACAUAACGUUGAGACUGUUGAGUCUCUAACGCCAUUUGUUCGGGAUCGACGAGCGGGAUUCCAAAAGUCACUUUCUGUCCUUCGUGCGGCUAAAGCUGCAAACCCGGAUCUUAUCACGAAGACGAGUAUGAUGCUGGGACUCGGGGAGACUGAGGAGCAAGUUCUGGAUGCAUUGAGACAGUUGCGUGCGUCACAAGUUGACGUUGUCACCUUUGGACAGUAUAUGAGGCCUACAAAGAGACAUAUGGCUGUACACGAGUACGUGAGGCCUGAUGUGUUUGAUAUGUGGAAGGAGAAAGCCUUGGAGAUGGGCUUCUUAUACUGUGCCAGCGGCCCGUUGGUAAGAAGCAGUUACAAGGCUGGAGAGGCAUUUAUCGAAAACGUGCUGAAGAAGAGAGCCAAGGAGAGAAUUGGCAGUUCAGCGGAGAAAGCAAAGGACGAUACAAAGGAGAAGAAUGCCUUGCUAUGA